Acanthocheilonema viteae is the source of this 321-nucleotide messenger RNA. Lineage: Eukaryota; Metazoa; Nematoda; Chromadorea; Rhabditida; Onchocercidae. The record is from the annotation of a GenBank genome assembly.
AUGGGCUUAUGCUGUUCGGUAGAUGACCAACAGCAAACGGAACAAUUCGAUUACUUACAACCUUGCAAUCAGCAACAGCAAUCAAUUUAUCAUAAUUUACGGCGAAAUUCACCAUAUGGUGUCAGGAUGGGUGUAGUAAUGAUGACACAACAAGCAAAAGCUCUGGCCAAGGCUCCACCAGGUAUGGAAUUGCCGACUUUGGAAGCAAGAAUACGAAAAGCCAAAGCGGAAGGUCGUACUGUUACUAUUACAAAUGGCUGCAUUUAUUUCGAUUAUCAAUUAAUCGAUUACAUUCCAUCUGACGCCAAUUUUAAUGCAUGA